GAAGAAGGUGGGGGGAAAAGUAGCUACUGUUUAUUUUGUGAUCGCCAGUUUAUUAAUGUCUCAUUGAUGAGAUAAAAAAUACAUCAUAUUACAACUUGUAUGUGAGUGAUGGAUCCAAUUCACCCUCUGGACACACUGCAUGGCAGUGGUGAUCAUGACGGUGUUGAUGCCACCUCCUGGGUGUCAGUGUGUCCCAGAGGCCUCUGGAAAGUCCAGCAAAAGCGAACACGCAAGGAGAGUCUACAAAGUGUGUCUAAUUCUGGAGAUGUUACAUCAUCUGGUUCAUCGGGUUACUGUCCAAGGCUGGGUUCACUGUGUCAAGUCCGAGUGCGGCUCAAGGCUAACAUAGAUGACACCAGGAGUUCAGUAUCUGAUGAGGGAAAUGAGAAGCUGCCAGUCCUACCUGACCAGUCAGUCGCUGAAGUCACAGAAGCCAUGGAGACAGCCUUCCCAAGGUGUCAGGACUCUGUGCUGCAGGUCCCACUGGGUGACUGGACUACGCUGAGGCUGGGGGAGGGUCAGUGCGAUAUCACAGAAGCAUGUUUGGAGGGGAUGAGAGCCGGAGAGAAGUGUGAGAUAACACUUUCUCCAGUUGGAAAUGGACCAGAUGUCUCUGUUCCACAGUCUGCAGAGGAACACCUGCCUUUAUGUGCCACAGUUGAACUUCAAGCUUUCACGCCAGGCAAGGAAUCCUGGGAGAUGUCUCCUAGUGAAAAAUGGGAAUGGGUGAAGUCACACAAGGAGAGGGGCGGAGUGAGAUUCAGGGGUGGGGAUGUGUGGGGAGCUGCAGACAGCUACAGCCGAGCCCUAAAACUCCUCAUCACUCUCUAUGGCCAUGUCAGAGAGCUGGGGAAAGAAGGACAAGAGAAAGAAGCAGAGGAGCAGAGAGACACAAGCAGUGGCGAUAAAAAACAGAAGCUACCUUCAGUAAAUGAAUUCAGCACCAUCAAAGCAGAGCUCCACUCAAACCUGUCUUUGUGCCAGCUCAAACUGAACCAGCCAGAGCGGGCUAAGGCCAAUGCGGCUAAAGCCACUGAGCUGGAACCAGGUGGAGCUAAAGCCUGGUACCGACUGGGCCAGGCCUGCCAGAUGGUGAAUGAGCUGGAGGAGGCCAAGCGGGCGUUUAGGAAACUGCUAGAGCUACAGCCAGAAUCUACUGCUGCUUUGAAGGCACUUAAGGACAUAGCAAGUAGAGAGAAAGAGACAAACGCACAGUUGGGACUGAGACUCAGCAAAAUGUUCAGCUGAAGACUAAAUCUGAUCAUUUUAUUGUCAGAUACUAUCACAAGAGCUGUGUGCGUGAGUGAAUUUACUGAAUGUAACUUCAAAGUAAAAACCAUGUGUCGAAAAUUUAUUUUGCAGCUGUUAAUGUGCUGGUUUGGGGGUGUACCUUUACUUACAUUACAAUGCCUCAGUGCAACUUUGAGGUACCUGUAUUUUACUUAUGUAUGAUCUUUUCAUGCCACUAUACUUUUACUCCAUUACUUUACACCAGUAUAAUUAUUUGACAGCUGUAGUUACUUGUCACUUUGCAAAUUCAGACUUUACAUAUAAAAAUUAAUGAUUAAUUGAUCAGUAAGAAUUCAUUUCAUGCAAAAAUGUUAAACAUAUUGUGGUUCUAGCUUUGCUUCCCAGCUUUGCUCUUUUUCCCUUGCAAUUAUUUUAAUAGGAGAGUGAAGGCAUCACUUGGGCUCUGGGCAAUUGUUAUGGGCAUUACCACCACUAUUUUUAAAAAUCAUUAUUUGCAGUCUUACAUAGAUUAAUUAACAUUUUGCUCCAUCUCAGCUGACUACAAAAGCAAAAUGCUGCUUAGGGUUAUGCGUAAUAUAUCUUAGCAGUCUUGGGAUCCAUAUUCUGCAGAACUGAUGACUGUUAAUGCUUGAACACAUUUUACUGAUUAUGCUUUCUUUUACCAGUACUCUACUUACUUCUUUUACUGUGGAGGAUGUUGGGAGUGUAGUAUUAGUACUUUUGAAUCGAAGUAAAGAAUUGGAGUACUUCCACAACUGGUAGU
Molecule: messenger RNA, 2014 nt
Organism: Toxotes jaculatrix (banded archerfish)
Lineage: Eukaryota; Metazoa; Chordata; Actinopteri; Toxotidae
Gene: fkbpl
Product: FKBP prolyl isomerase like
Exons: 4
Coding region: 109-1248 (379 amino acids)
Molecular function (GO): protein binding
Source: RefSeq, a predicted model, not a curated record